AGGAGCUUUGCUUUUGUGCUCUCACAGGUCCAUGCAUACAUCAUUAGCUCCUUGAAAAAAGAAAUGCCCACAGUCUUUGGGAAGGAUAACAAAAAGAAGGAGCUGAUUAACAGCUUGGGUGAGAUCUACAGCCGCAUUGAGAAGGAGCACCAGAUUUCCCCGGGAGACUUCCCUAAUCUUAAGAAAAUGCAGGAACAACUUCAAGCACACGAUCUGAACAAGUUCCAGCCUCUGAAAAUGAAGCUGUUGGACGCCGUGGAUGACAUGCUGGCCCACGACAUCGCCCAUCUUAUGGUUCUGGUGCGUCAGGAGGAGACGCAGCGCCCCAACCAGGUGGUGAAGGGUGGCGCCUUCGAGGGCACCAUGAAUGGGCCGUUCGGACACGGAUAUGGCGAGGGAGCCGGCGAGGGCAUUGAUGAAGUCGAAUGGGUGGUGGCACGUGACAAACCUAUGUAUGAUGAAAUCUUCUACACUCUCUCUCCCGUCAAUGGCAAAGUGACUGGAGCCAAUGCCAAGAAGGAGAUGGUGAAGUCCAAGCUACCAAACACUGUGCUGGGUAAGAUCUGGAAGCUGGCUGACAUUGAUAAAGAUGGGAUGCUCGAUGAUGAGGAGUUUGCCUUGGCCAAUCACCUGAUCAAGGUCAACUAG
Carassius auratus (goldfish) is the source of this 648-nucleotide messenger RNA. Its product is annotated as EH domain-containing protein 3-like. Gene Ontology annotation, cellular component: cytoplasm; plasma membrane. Lineage: Eukaryota; Metazoa; Chordata; Actinopteri; Cypriniformes; Cyprinidae. Gene Ontology annotation, molecular function: calcium ion binding; protein binding. Gene Ontology annotation, biological process: endosomal transport; endocytosis. The record is from RefSeq and is a predicted model, not a curated record. The transcript is spliced from 2 exons. Bases 64 to 648 code for a protein of 194 amino acids.